AUGAAUGGUUUCACUGUGGAAUAUUUGAAACAUAACUUCAGUUCAUUGAGUUUGGAGCAAAAAAUUGAAAUAAAAAAUGCGGGAAGACCUACACCAGAAAUUAACUUAACUCAGACCACAAAGGGUAAAUCUAGAGACUUUAUUAGAAAGUUUAAAAUGGAAAUAUAUGAAAAGAAUAACUGGAUUUGUGGAUGCAGCACAACAAACCGUUUGUUUUGUUUUUCCUGUUUGUUGUUUGGUCACGGGGUUGCAGAGCCUGCCUGGACAAAAAAUGGAAUAGCCGACUUAGGACAUUUAGCACAAAAAAUUAAGAAACAUGAAAACACUCAAGUCCAUAUCAAUGCGCAACUGGAAAUGCAGCUUUUGGGAAAAGUAGAUAUACGGCAGCAGUUGGACAGUGCAUAUAGGCGCAGUAUUCAACAGCAAAAUGAACAAGUUAGAAAGAAUAGAGGUUUAAUAAAUUUCACUGCCGAAUUAGAUAUAGCACUUAAAGAUCAUUUUGAAAAAUCGACAGUAUUCAAAGGGGUAUCAAAAAUCAUUCAAAACGAAUUGUUAGAUUGCAUGUUACAAGUGGCUCAGGAAAAUAUAAGGAAAGAAAUUUUGGAAGCUGAAUUUGUUGCUGUUAUGGCUGACGAAACAACGGAUGUAGCUAAUUGUUAUCAAAUGACUACAGUAUUUAGGUACAUUCUACCAGAUGGAAGGCCAGUUGAACGUUUUUGGAAUUUUGUUACCCCCCCUGACCACGAUGCAGUUAGUCUCUCAGAAUGUGUAAGAACUAAUUUAAUACAAGUGCUAGAUAAACCAGAGAAACUGAUAGCUCAAAGUUAUGACGGCGCUAGUGUAAUGAGUGGACGUCGUGGAGGUGUUCAAGCUCUUAUCCAACGCGAUUAUAUUUAUGCUUAUUUCAUUCAUUGUUAUGCCCACCAGCUAAAUUUGAUUUUAUUGCAAGCUACAAGCCAAAAUCAAGAAGUACGGGUAUUUUUUUCAAAUUUAAGCGAUAUUUCAACUUUUUUUUCUCAUUCUCCACAACGAGUUGCAGUUUUGGAUGACAUUGUUGGUGCAAGAGUUCCUAGGUCUUCUGUUACAAGAUGGAAUUUUAAAAGCAGAUCUAUAAAUACAGUAUAUGAAUAUCGCGAAUUGUUAAUAGAAUGCAUGGAAAAAAUAGAAGCUACUUCAAAACAAACUGUUACCAUCAAUCAAGCCACUGGUAUUGGCCGUAUGCUACAAGAUUCUAAGUUUGUGUUCUGGCUAACUGUAUUUCAUCGAAUAUUGCCACAUGCUGAUAUUUUAUAUAAUCAGUUACAAAAAACAGUGACUGACCCAGUGCAAAUUCAGACUGCCAUAAAGUGUUUUGAAAACUGCAUCCAAAAAGAGAGAGACUGCUUGGAAACAAUUGAAACUGAAAUUUCUGAAGAUACCACUACUACUCAAACUAAAAAGCGUCGUGCAAAUGAAGACCAGCAUAUUUGCAGAGCUGUUGCAGCCAAGGAAGUUUGUGAUACCAUAAUUACACAUGUAACAGAUAGAUUUUCUUUUACAAAACAUUUAAAUGCAGCUAUUCUUCUUUCUUCUGACAAAUUUCCACAAUUUGAAAAGCAUUUUCCAUUGCAAUAUUUGGAAACUGUAGUAGAAGCAUAUUCGUUUUUAGAUAAAGUUCGUCUCCAGACUGAAUUGGAAUUAAUUUACCGGCGACCUGACUUCAGGAAUAUGACUGGUGCCAUUAGUUUGUUACAGUUUUUUAUAGAAAAUAAUCUUCAGAGCAUAUUUUCUGCCACCUUUACACUUUUACAAAUAAUUGUUACCAUACCAAUGACUACGGCCGAAAGUGAAAGAUGCUUUUCGACAUUGAAGAGAAUAAAAACAUUUUUGCGAAGUUCUAUGAAUGAAGAAAGACUGUCAGCGCUAGCAAUGCUAUCUAUCGAGAAAAAAUGUAUAGCGGGUAUUCCAAACUUUAACGAGUUAAUUAUUGAUAAAUUUUCUGCAAAUAAAAUCAGGAGAAUGGACUUUACGUUUAAACACUGUACUCAUUAA
This is a messenger RNA of Acanthoscelides obtectus, 2031 nucleotides long. The record is from the annotation of a GenBank genome assembly. NCBI's taxonomy places the organism in Eukaryota, Metazoa, Arthropoda, Insecta, Coleoptera, Chrysomelidae.